GGGCGCCGCCCGCAGUCGCGCGCCGACUGCCUGCUGUGGGCCCUGCUCGGCUUCUUCCUGCUGGUGGAGGGCUUGGUCCUGUCCACCGCCUUCCUGCCCAGCUUCGACGCGGCCGCUCAGCAGCAGGAACAGGAGCAGCGGCCCCAGCACCCGGCCCCGACCGCCGCGGGCCGCCAGAAAAACGACGACCCGUUCCUUCGUCGACCUCGUGAAAUUGGUUCGCGGCUGUUAAUGGCUGAGGUAGUUUUCACUGGCUUCCCUGCGCAGGUCAACCGCGCGGCCUUGGGCAGGACGGAGGAUGGCACAGCUGCUAACUUCACUUCCCGACAGCCUCGCACCGAACUAACACAGCCGCCGUUCUCUUUUCCCACAGGCACUGAAUCCAGCCCGUCCACGGCCACGGCCGUCCCCGGCCGCCAUGAGGACGGCGAGGGAGGCAAGGACCGAAGGGCCACCACCUCCUCUGUCCUCCUGCACGUCAGCCGUCGCUGGUUGCUCCCUUGA
Messenger RNA from Gryllus bimaculatus (two-spotted cricket), 504 nucleotides. The record is from the annotation of a GenBank genome assembly. Lineage: Eukaryota; Metazoa; Arthropoda; Insecta; Orthoptera; Gryllidae.